UUCAGUUUGACAAAACUUUGUGAUUUCCGCAGGAAGCCACGAUGACGGCAUUGGAUCUUUUCAACACUUUGGAGGAUUUAAAAGAAGAGGAAUUUAUGACAUUCAAAUGGCAUCUAAAGCAAGACCUCCUGGAAGGCUACCAACCCAUCAAAGUGUGCAAGUUGGAGAAGGCAGAUAUGAAGGACACGGUGGAUGUGAUGGUGGACACCUAUCAGCUAGAUGGAGCUCUGAAGGUGGCCAAGAAGGUUUUAGAGAACAUCGACAGGAAUGAUCUGGUCCAGAGUCUGCCAGACACCGAAUCAGGACCACAAGACCACAAGACACAUGAUGUUGUUUCUCUGAAAGAAGAAUAUGAAGGAAAGAAGGUCCAGCUGGGGAAGACAGGGGCUGAAAUUCAGCAGAUGAUCCAGAAGAGACAACUAAAGAUUCAGGAGAUCAAACACUCAGUGGACCUCAGUGAGGAAGCUGCAGACAGAGAGAUAGCAGAAGGUGUUCAGGUCUUCACUUCUCUGAAGGAGUCUGCUGAGAGAGGCCUGGAUGAGCUCAUCAACACCAUCAAAGAGAAGCAGAAAACAACAGAAAAACAGGCCGAAGCUUUCAUCACAGAGCUGGAACAGGAAAUCUCUGAGCUGAUGAAGAGAAGCACUGAGGUGGAGCACCUCUCACGCUCUGAAGACCACCUCCAUCUUCUCCAGAGGGUCCAGUCCCUUAACAUCCAACAACCUCCACCCACCAAGGACUGGACAGAGGUCAGCGUCUGUCCAUCAUCAUAUGACAGGACUGUGGUGAAAGCUGUGGUUCAGCUGAUGGAGAAGCUCAAUAAACAGAUGAAGAAGCUGCUUGAAUCCAAGCUGAAGAGGGUCCAGCAGUAUGCAGUGGAUGUGACUCUUGAUCCUGAUACAGCACAUCCUGCUCUCAUCCUGUCUGAUGAUGGGAAACAAGUGAAUACGGGUGAUGUGAGGAAGAAUCUCCCAGACAUCCCAGAGAGAUUUUCUAAGGGUGUUUUUCUUUUAGGAAAACAGAGUUUCUCUUCAGGCAGAUUUUACUUUGAGGUUCAAGUUAAAAGAAAGACUAAUUGGAAUUUAGGAGUUGUCAGAGAGUCAAUCAACAGGAAGGGAGACAUCACACUGAGUCCUAAGUAUGGUUACUGGACGAUAUGGUUAAGAAAUGGAAAUGAGUACAAAGCUCUUACUGCCCCUCCAGUCCGUCUCUCUCUGAAGUCUCCUCCUCAGAAGGUGGGGGUGUUUGUGGACUAUGAGGUGGGUCUGGUCUCCUUUUAUGACGUAGAUGUUGCAGCUCUUAUCUUCUCCUUUACUGGCUGCUCCUUCACUGAGAAACUCUUCCCAUUCUUUGGCCCCUGUCCUAAUGCUGGUGGUAAAAACUCUGCCCCUCUGAUCAUCUCUCCUGUCAGAGUAAACUAAUCACUGAUCUCAUUUCAGGUAUUGAUUCAUUUUCAAUCAAGGGAACAAAUGUACAUAUUCAUAUAUUUUACAUCUUAUUUUCUACAGAAUCUGUUUCCUGUGGUGACUGAUUUACACUUUAUUCCAUUUAUUAUCAUAUGUUAAAUGUGCAGCAAUUCUUUACAAAGUGAAUCAAACUCCAUCUUGACAUAUUUGGUGUCUUUAGAAACUGAUUUCUUCUGGAAGUUAUAAUAAAUGUCUGUGGGUUUAACAGAGGUU
Etheostoma spectabile (orangethroat darter) is the source of this 1679-nucleotide messenger RNA. RefSeq names its product E3 ubiquitin-protein ligase TRIM21-like. Lineage: Eukaryota; Metazoa; Chordata; Actinopteri; Perciformes; Percidae. Gene Ontology annotation, molecular function: protein binding. The transcript is spliced from 2 exons. The record is from RefSeq and is a predicted model, not a curated record. The coding region runs from base 42 to 1421 and encodes 459 amino acids.